This is a messenger RNA of Salarias fasciatus (jewelled blenny), 2810 nucleotides long. Its product is annotated as nuclear receptor subfamily 2 group F member 6-like. The record is from RefSeq and is a predicted model, not a curated record. Gene Ontology annotation, molecular function: DNA-binding transcription factor activity; zinc ion binding; sequence-specific DNA binding. NCBI's taxonomy places the organism in Eukaryota, Metazoa, Chordata, Actinopteri, Blenniiformes, Blenniidae. The transcript has 6 exons. Gene Ontology annotation, biological process: regulation of DNA-templated transcription. The coding region runs from base 1555 to 2775 and encodes 406 amino acids.
CCUCAGCACACAGACACACGCUCACUCUCCCUAAAGGAGGGAGUGAGGCAGAGACACAGAGAGGGGAUUGAGAGGAGCGAGGCUAUCUCUGGGCUGCUCUCCGCCGCAGCGUCUGGCUCUCACUGAAAGGUCUGUGACUGUGUUUUUCCUGCGGUUGUUUGCCUAAUUUAUUCCUGCCGGGGCCAACAGAAAGAAAGGCGGAGAGGGGAAGAAAAAAGGACGGGGACGGCCGAAAACUAAAGAGUGCAACAGUACACCCUGACUCGCUGACAGGGAAUGCAGAGAGGUUCUGGCCUCUGGUUGUUACUGCUGGAUGGACAGGCACUGACAAAACAAGAAGAACCAAGGGAGAGACUACACUUCGUGAAGCUUGGAGUCAGAGGAAGCAAAAGAACAUCUAAUAUAUGGACAUAAAACUGAAGAGGAGGACUUCCUGGGGAGAACUGAUGCAGCAGAACAUUAAUGCUUUUGGAUUAAAAUGAGCUUAUUGCCUUUUAACAACCAGUUUUAUUUUAAUAUGAAGCAUGGAGUUUCUUUUUGUAUUCUCUGGAAUGUUUUGGUUAUAAUCAAUGCUAAAGCGUUCCUGAGCCAGAAAGCUUUUUGAAUACAAACGCUAAAUAGAUUCAUAUGUCAGCUCUUCUCAGAUUAUCAAGAAAAAAAGGCAAAUCUAGUUUUCCUGACUCCCUAGUUUCUGUUUCCUCUGGCAUGUGUGAAGUGGCUUUCGUAGGGUAAAAAGAUUGUCCUGUUUUCUCUCAUCAUCACUAUCACCUCUGCUUUUAUAACAGCCUCGACAAGUCAAGAUUGAGUCUGGACUAGAACUGCCUCAGAUCAGCAGAUAACACCUCAGCACGACAGGAACUGGUUGGACUAGUUUAUAAGUUGGAGGAGAGGGCAGGGCAGUUUAACCCUUCUGAAGGAGGGCUGUGUUCAAUUUCCCUUGUGCCUGCUUGUCCUUCAGGUAGAAAGUUGUUUGCUGAAUGAGAGAAACACGUCUUUUUCAUUUCAAGAGCGUCUCUGUUUGUGUCCCUCCUUGCAGUGCUGAGGGAUAGGUAAGGCAUUUCUUUUUUCCUUUCGACCGGAGGCUGGCGGAAAAAAAGUGAGAGGGAAGACGGAGAGAGGGAGUCAAAGUGUAAUUUAUUGUUUCCUGUGAAAAGAGCAAAGGCUGCACCCUUUUCUCCUGGCUGAACUCUGAACCAUUGAAUGUGUCUCUGAAGUUUUCUCAAGCCGCGGCAGCCACUGAUCAGGGGUCAGAGCAGAAAACACAAGAACAGAGAGAGGAGGGGGAUUAAAGAAGAGAGGAAAACAGCAGUGGAAGGACCUUCAGGUCAGCCCUACCAGACAGCAAAGGGGAGAAAGGUCACCACAAGAGACCGGGACAGACCUUUACUCUGCUUUUACCACUUUUUCGAUACUUUGCACCUUCAAUACAAGCCUAGAGUCACUGCCCUGGACUGUGGAAUCCAUUUUUUUUGGACUUUAAAGAGAGUUGGAGUACUUUUGGAACAGAGUGGGUCUGUGUAUGAUCCACUCACUGGGCAAUAAAUCUUUGAGAAUAUGGCCAUGGUGAGCGGGGGAUGGGGUAACCCCAACGGGGACACUAAUGGACUGGGUGAGAAAGCUUACCUGAGGAGGGAUGAAGAAGAAGGAUCGCCGCAGGCGGGGAGCAGCGAUGUGGAUGUUGGGGAUGAGGACAAAGCGUGCGUGGUGGACUGUGUGGUGUGCGGUGAUAAGUCCAGUGGGAAACACUACGGCGUGUUCACCUGCGAGGGCUGCAAGAGCUUCUUCAAGAGGAGCAUCAGAAGAAACCUCAGCUACUCCUGCCGAUCCAAUCGAGAAUGCCAAAUCGACCAACAUCACCGCAACCAGUGCCAAUACUGUCGUCUCAAGAAAUGUUUCCGCGUUGGAAUGCGCAAAGAAGCUGUCCAGCGGGGCCGCAUCCCUCCGGCUCACUCAGGUAUCAGUCCCAACUCCCUGCCGGGAGGGGUUGGAGGUCCGGGUCCAGGUCACCUUGGGGCGGAUUACUUCAAUGGUCAGCCUGUGUCAGAGCUCAUCUCUCAGCUCCUGCGGGCGGAGCCAUAUCCCAACAACCGAUAUGGGGCCCCGUACAGCCAGGCACAGAUGCAGGCAUCUGCGAGCGGAGCCUCCGUCAUGGGCAUCGACAGCAUCUGCGAACUGGCCGCACGCCUCCUGUUCAGCACCAUUGAGUGGGCCAGGAACAUCCCAUACUUUCCAGAGCUCCCAGUCUCAGAGCAGGUGGCGCUCCUGAGGCUGAGCUGGAGUGAGCUGUUCAUCCUGAACGCAGCUCAGUCGGCUCUCCCUUUGCACAUGGCUCCUCUACUGGCUGCUGCCGGCUUUCACUCUUCCCCAAUGUCGGCUGAGCGUGUGGUGUCCUUCAUGGACCAGGUCAGGGCCUUCCAAGACCAGGUGGACAAGCUGAACAGGCUGCAGGUGGACUCGGCUGAGUACAGCUGUCUCAAAGCCAUUGCACUGUUUUCCCCUGAUGCAUGUGGCCUGACAGACCCGGCCCAUGUGGAGUCACUGCAGGAGAAGGUGCAGGUUGCUCUGACAGAGUACGACAGGCUGCAAUACCCCAACCAACCUCAGCGCUUCGGCCGCUUGCUGCUGCGCCUUCCUGCCCUGCGUGCCGUGCCGGCCAACCUGAUCUCCCAGCUGUUCUUCAUGCGACUGGUGGGAAAGACGCCAAUCGAGACGCUGAUCCGAGACAUGCAGCUAUCCGGCAGCUCCAUCAGCUGGCCCUAUGCCCCAGGGCAGUAAAUGCCCUCUCCUAAUGGGCUCCAGAGUGAGACAGA